GUGUACCUACUUAUAACUUUAUUUACAUUGUAUAAUUGUUUAUUAUAUAACAAUAAUAUUGUGCUGUGAAUUUGUGGCUGGUGUAGUUGUGCGUGUGUGUACACCGUCGGCCGACAUUAACCUCCGUUGUAGACUCUAUAAUAGUGUGUAUGCACUUUGUAUUACGCGGUCCAGACGUGAUUUGUGCACUUGUUCAUAUGUGUGUAUGUGUAUAUACAUAUAUGUAUAUUCUGAGCAGGUAGAGAGUAGAGACAGUGUACAACCGUCAGGCUGCCACGGUCCACGGAGGAUCUUUCUCACACCCCCGAUUGCAUAGUUGUACUCUUGUAGUUUGUACUACUCGUUGUGCUCAGUAUACGGUACACACCCGGGACAGGACAAACGAUAAAGCCUUCCCAACGCCAUUUUGACGCGAUUCGACUCCAUUUGUGUGUACGAUUUACGGCGGUUGUCCGUACGAAACGAUUGCAUCUGACAGCAGAGUGAAAGAAUAAAUUUAUAGAUCGACGACCGCGAUAACAACAAUAACAACAAGCACUUUGGUAUCAGUGUCGUUUUCGGCGGCCAGUCGAGUGCAACGUCCAGAAAAACUUCGCGCGUCAGCGAGUAAGUUUCAAUUAAUUUAUUGAACUGCGAGCACCUAUAGUGUGUCCUACACGGUCGCAAUUCCUGCCGACAAUCAUGAGCUACCAACCCAGAGGAAUGUCUGGUAACAUGGUGAAUCCGAUCAACGAGACCAUGGACAUCAAAGAUCCUUCGUUAGUAUGGCAACAGAGUAGUCAGUAUUUACCGGACUCUGGAAUUCAAUCCGGAGGUAGCACUCAGACACAUUCUAUAACUACCAAAGAAGAUGACAUGGAGAGGGACCGACUUUUGUUUGAUCUUGAUCAAGGGUUUCCGCAAUCUUUUCCACAUGACCAAGUUGAUGGCAUGAAUCAACAUUUAGGCCAAACGUGUAGUGAAAAUUUAGAAGAUGAAGUGGAAAUGCCCACCCAAUUCAAUGUCAAUAGUGCUGCAAAUGUACAAAAUAUGACUGGACCAAGCCAAAUGUUGAAAUAUGCUGUUGUGAAUUUGAUCAACUACCAAGAUAAUGCCGAACUUGCAACCUGGGCUAUUCCAGAAUUAAUAAAGUUGUUGAAUGAUGAAGAUCAAGUUGUUGUAUCACAAGCUGCUGUUAUGGUUUAUCAGUUGUCUAAUAGAGAAGCUGCUUUACAUGCAAUUAUUAACAGCCCACAAAUGAUUGGUACAUUAGUUAAAUCUAUAUCAAACAGCAAUGAUCUGGAAACCACAAUUGGUGCAGUUGGAACAUUACGAAAUUUGUCUAAUCAUCGUCAAGGCUUAUUAGCAAUUUUCAAAAGUGGAGGAAUACCAGCUUUGGUUAAACUAAUGAGUUCUCCAGUUGUAACCAUUUUACGAGAUGCUGUGAUAACUAUUCAUAAUUUAUUAUUGCAUCAAGAUGGUUCUAAAAUGGCUGUUCGUGUAGCUGGUGGUUUACAAAAAAUGAUAUCUUUGUUAACAUUCAAGUCUAAUAGCCACUCGAUUACUGUUAAGUUUUUAACUAUCAUAACAGAUUGUUUACACAUUUUGGCUUGUGGAAAUCAAGAAAGUAAAUUGAUAAUACUUGCUGCACAAGGACAUGUUGAACUUGUGCGUAUUAUGCGCUCAUAUAACUAUGAGAAACUAUUAUGGCUUACUUGUCGUGUUCUUAAAGUUCUUUCGGUAUGCUCACGAAACAAACCAGCUAUUGUGGAAGCAGGUGGAAUGCAAGCUUUGGCAAUGCAUCUUCAGCAUGACAGUCAGCAACUGGUGUAUAAUGUUUUAUGGACUUUAAGAAACUUAUCAGAUGCAGGAACUAAGGUUGAUGGAUUAGAACAACUAUUGCAAUCACUGGUUGCAGCAUUGGGUCAUACCAAUAUUAAUAUUGUAACUUGUGCUGCUGGGAUAUUAUCAAAUUUGACUUGUAAUAACCAGAGAAAUAAGUUGACUGUAUGUCAGUUUGGAGGUGUUGAAGCUCUUGUGCGUGCAAUUAUGAAUGCUGGAGACAAUGAAGAAAUAACUAAACCUGCUGUUUGUGCUUUAAGACAUAUAACAUCUGGACAUGCUGAGGUAGAAAACGCUCAAAAUGCCGUUUGUCGUUCAGGUGGUGCUCAAGUUGUGGCAAAGCUAUUACAACCAUCAUCUCAUUGGCCUCUUAUAAAAGCUGUAAUUGGUUUAAUAAAAAAUUUAUCACAAUGUAAAGCUACACAUGGAUUACUUCGUGAACACAGUGCCAUACAUAAUUUGGUUGGACUUUUAAUGCGUGCUUUCCAAGAUCUUCAGAAUCAUUCAAACACUAGUGUAAAACCAGAAGGAGUUAGAAUGGAAGAGGUUAUUGAAUGUGUUAUUGGAACUUUACACAUAUUAGCUAAAGAAUCACUAAGUCGAUCAAUAAUGCGUUCUCACCCAGGAUUUAUGGCUAUAUUAAUACAAUUAUUGUUUAACAACUUUGAAAAUAUACAGCGUUUAGCUGCUGAUACAUUAAACGAGUUAGCUGCUGAUAAAGAAGGUGCCGAUAUGAUUGAAGCCGAAGGAGGAACUGCCUCACUUAGUGAAUUGUUACAUUGUGGAAAUGAAGCUCUUGCUACAUGUGCAGCUGCAAUUUUAUCCAGGGUUUCUGAACAUAAAUUACAAAAAUGUCUGUCCAUGGAACUCAGUAACUCAUUAUUUAGUGAAGAUCAAAAUUUAUGGCCAUCUGGUGAUCUUGGUAUAGCACCAGAUCUUCAGGACAUGAUAGGUGCGAACGAGUAUGAUAUGUAUGGUCAAGGAUUGAGCACUGUCUACAGCGGUGUAGGGUCACCCAAACAUAGUGCUUCAGGGUAUGACACGCUACCCUUAGAUUCAAUGGAAGGAUUAGAAAUUUGUCCUCGACAAGAUUCCAGUUACGGUUCAAUGGAUGUCGAUUUUGUUAUUCAAAAUGACAUGACUUCUUCUUUGCCACUCUAACAAUGAGAUGAACUAUGGCAUGUAUUUGAAAUUUAUUUUCAAAAUGUAUACGUUAAUUUUAAAUUAUUUGAAUUACUGAUUUAUGUAAUAAGUUUAGUUUUUAUAAAUGCCAUAAGUUAAGUUUAAAUAUCAAUGACUAUGGAAAUGUACUUACAGAUGGCUAUAUAUAAUUAAAUGUUUUAAGUUUAAAUCAA
Melanaphis sacchari is the source of this 3176-nucleotide messenger RNA. Its product is annotated as armadillo segment polarity protein-like. Bases 682 to 2982 code for a protein of 766 amino acids. Gene Ontology annotation, cellular component: catenin complex; adherens junction. The record is from RefSeq and is a predicted model, not a curated record. Gene Ontology annotation, molecular function: cadherin binding; protein phosphatase binding; alpha-catenin binding. Gene Ontology annotation, biological process: cell adhesion; positive regulation of transcription by RNA polymerase II. Lineage: Eukaryota; Metazoa; Arthropoda; Insecta; Hemiptera; Aphididae. The transcript is spliced from 12 exons.